UUGUGAGAAGUGAUCCAAAGAUCGCUGUUCUCUCCACUGCAUUUCUGAUGUGCCUGCAAACUGCAGAGGACGUCAUCUAAACAACUGGUUAAACAUGAAGCAAGGAUCAAGCCUUCUUUUUUGUUCCAUGGUGCUGCUAGUAAAGUUUAGCUGUUACAAUGAAGUUGCUGCAGAAGAUAACGCUCAACAACCUCAAGGAUCUUGUGCAAACUGGAUGGCUGGAACACCAGGUUACCCAGGCCAUAAUGGAGUUCCAGGGAGAGAUGGACGGGAUGGAAGAGAUGGCCAAAAGGGAGAUAAAGGAGAGCAAGGUGAACCUGGUCCAAAAGGGGAUAAUGGAAGCUUAGGAGUCGCUGGUGCUGAAGGUCCUCAAGGAGUGCCAGGUCUUCCAGGAUUCCCAGGAUUAAAAGGGGAAAAAGGUGGAAGUGCUACUAUCUAUCGAUCUGCCUUUAGUGUUGGUUUAACAUCCAGAGUCUCUUAUAUCAAUAUGCCCAUCAAAUUUACAAAGAUCUUCUACAAUGAACAAAAUCACUAUGAUGUAGUUACAGGAAAGUUCCAGUGCACCAUUCCUGGAGUAUACUAUUUUGCAUAUCAUCUCAGUGUAUACGCCUCAGAUGUGAAGGUCAGUUUAUUCAAGAAGGACACGGCAAUCAUAAUCACCUAUGACCAGUACCAGAAAAAUGAUGUUGAUCAGGCUUCUGGAUCUGUUUUACUCCACUUGGCAUCUGGGGAUGAGGUGUGGCUGCAGUUAUAUGGAGAAGAAGAAAACAGUAGUAUCUAUGCUGAUAAUGUUAAUGAUUCUACUUUCAUGGGAUUCUUACUCUACCCUGAUUUGAGUUAUGGGCGCUAGAAUGGGGUGGGUCGGGACAUGGACUAUAUAUUUUUUUGUAGACUUCUGGUAUGUUAAAAACACAAAAAAUCACAAUACAUAGAAUCAUAAACUCAAAGGUGGUUCACAUUUGAAUGUUUAUUGCUUGGAUAUUAUGAUGAUUUGUAUGUGUGAGUCAUCAAAUCUUUGUACCCCUUCACACAACUCCAGUGGUUUGCCUUUCAUACAUCCAGUUGUCUGUUAUUGUCAGCCUCACUAGGUAGACCAGACAAGAAACAUGAGCAGAUGAGUUAAUUUUACUUUAUUGUAAAGCUACAUUAACAGAAUCUUUCAAGUCUGAAAGUACAAUCCUCCCACUGUCUCCUUUACAGCCCAGGAAACCAAGGAGCUUCUUGCCUUGCCCGCUAUCCAGCUGCAGGCUAUGCUGUCUCUUAUAUGAUCGUUUCCUAGGCAGCGUUUCUUGGCCCAUUCUCCCAAGAUCUUUCCUACAUACCAUUACAGUUAUGCAAUAAUCAGAUAUAAUGAAAUCAAGUAAUAUGUCCAUGUGCACACACACACAUA
Messenger RNA from Candoia aspera, 1390 nucleotides. It is a transcript of the gene ADIPOQ, whose product is annotated as adiponectin, C1Q and collagen domain containing. The coding region runs from base 95 to 850 and encodes 251 amino acids. NCBI's taxonomy places the organism in Eukaryota, Metazoa, Chordata, Lepidosauria, Squamata, Candoiidae. The transcript is spliced from 3 exons. Gene Ontology annotation, molecular function: protein binding. The record is from RefSeq and is a predicted model, not a curated record.